AAAUAAGUACUUUUCGUUUAUCGUGAUGUUGUCAUGGAGAUAACAGUAUGUUAACCAUACUUGGUAACGUGAUCAAUAGCAACUUGAUAGCAGGUAGCAGUCACAUAACGUUUUUACAAAGUGUGAAUUUCACAAAGUUCAGCAUAUUAACGAGACGUAACAUGUGGUGGGGAUAUAGUGAGCCAUUAGAUUUACAAAAUGAAAUAACUCAAAGAGACGAUCAGGUUUCAAGCAAUCUUGAAGUACUUAUUGUAGGUGCUGGUGAUGCACGGCAUAUUGUUAAAACGCUAGCAUCGUCUUACGUGCAUUCCGAUCGAAUAAUUACAUAUCACGUUAUCGAACCAACCUUGGAACAAGUUGCUAGAUCGAUACUCUUAUUGAAUAUCUGUUUACAAAAAGACUUGGGAUUACAGGAAGCAACGCGGUAUUACUUAGAGAUUUUAGGCAAUACUCUUCUUAGACCAGCCACAGCAAAGUAUUUAGCAAAGUGCACCAAACAACUGGUAGAUAUUUCAACUUGCACCAUUGACUGUCCAUGGUUAUCAUUAGAAAAGUUCAAAUACAAGGAGAGAGAUAAUUUAGAGUGCAUUUUUAAGUUUUGGACACGUGCAACGCGAGAAGGAGUCCCUAUUAUAAACUACUGGGACCGUAGAAUUAGGAAAUCAUUAAAAACAAGAUAUGACUACAGAGAAGGUGUUUUCGAUUGGGACUACUAUAUGGUCUUAAAGCCUAAAGGCAUUUUUAAUUUGACUAUACAAGAAUAUAGGUUUUGGAGAAAUAACGGAGUUGCGUUUACAUGGCUUGAAGGUGAACCAGUCCGAAGUAAUCCGACCCUAUUAAACAAUAUAAUACAAUAUGGAUCUGGAUUUUUGCAUUAUACAUACCUUGGAGACAUUGUAAACGGUCCAUUUUUUACUUGGGCUGCAAAUGAGAGGAAAGAUAAAAUGUUUAGGGCAACUGAUAUAGCUGAAGGAGAAUUAAUGCGAACUAUUUACGAGAUAAAAACGAAGGAACCAUUAUGUGAAGAUUAUAUUGGUGCUCAUAGAGAUCCCUCAAUUUUAAAUGGCACUAUAGUGACUGAGAUGCCAGACAUCGAAAUGGAACUGGAAUCGUGGACAAAUGCCAACGAUAAAACAGAUAAAGAAAAGAUUUCUUGGAUUGAAAUACCAAAUCACAAGAUAAUUUUUCACUCUGCAUCAUCAUUGGAAUUACUCAAAUCUAAGUGUGAAUAUGUAAAGAAGUUUCAUCUAAUUUGGGUAGCACAUAAUAUGACAAAACAAUUAGAAAAUUUGGUACCACUGGCUUCGACAGAUGCAUCAAUCAUUGUGGAGUUGCGCAAAUAUAUGACAGAAUUACAUAAAGAGGAUUUGCAAAACUUUAAUAAAGAACUGAGCGAAAUUGUGCAGAAAAACGGGCUUCGUUCUGUCUAUGAUUUUAAUUCCAACGAACACACACUUGCUCGUUUAUAUAAGAACUAAAAAAUUAGUUGUUUAUAAAUAAAAAAAAAACUAAAUUCUACACCUUUAAGAUAAUUAUAUCAUAAUUAAAAGGAAAUGUAUUUGAAAU
Molecule: messenger RNA, 1566 nt
Organism: Odontomachus brunneus
Lineage: Eukaryota; Metazoa; Arthropoda; Insecta; Hymenoptera; Formicidae
Gene: Dnaaf3
Product: dynein assembly factor 3, axonemal homolog
Exons: 6
Coding region: 48-1478 (476 amino acids)
Biological process (GO): axonemal dynein complex assembly; motile cilium assembly
Source: RefSeq, a predicted model, not a curated record